Messenger RNA from Mus pahari (shrew mouse), 764 nucleotides. RefSeq names its product chromosome 20 C16orf74 homolog (gene Clmb). Lineage: Eukaryota; Metazoa; Chordata; Mammalia; Rodentia; Muridae. The transcript is spliced from 4 exons. The record is from RefSeq and is a predicted model, not a curated record. Bases 31 to 372 code for a protein of 113 amino acids.
AGCGCCGCUGCAGGCAGAGCAGGCCGGGCCAUGACCCCCGCGGCCCACGGCUGCAGGCGCGUCGCCUGGUGUCCCUCACGGCUGCCAGCGUCCGCGCCCAGAGCGCCCCAGGAAGCGGCCCGCAGAGGCGACGCCAUGGGGCUGAAGCCCUCGUGUCUGAAAGGCUUUAAGAUGUGUGUCAGCAGCAGCAGCAACAACAACAACCACGACGAGGCUCCCGUGCUGAACGACAAGCACCUGAGUGUGCCCAACAUCAUCAUCACGCCCCCAACCCCGACGGGCGUGGGGCUUUCCCGGGAUUCUAACAAGCAAGUCUGGAUGGAUGAGUUGGGGUCUUAUCAAGAGGAUGGAGAGCUGGAACCUGAAGCCUGAGGAGUUACCCGGCGGUGAGACCUGUGCGGCAGCUACCUGCCCCGCUGCCCCGGGUGUUGGGGGCAUGGCUACCUGAGCAGCUGGAUGGGGGACAGAGAAUUGGGCCCUGGACCAAGACAUGGAUGGCCAGAAGAGUACAGCAGGUGGCUGGCCCCAGCGGAGCAGACAUCCGUGGCCUCCGCGUCCACACCAACCCAGACCCCAGCUUGGUGAAGAGGAGGCCAUGCUGCCCUACGGUCACCGUGACCAUGGACCUCGGCCCUCGAGGCCCCAGAGCACAAAGACUUCUCGCCAGAGCAGGGCCUCUGUUGUUUUUUUUUUUUUUUACAAGUUGUUUUACAGGUAUGGAACCUACGUCCUGAGCGAGAUUUAUAAAUAAAGCUCCUUUGUGA